CUUUUCACGAAGAUCUUUGGAGUUGGGGUAAAGAUAGCCAGCCAGUGGUACCAGGAAGGGCUGAGGACCCUCGCUGACUUACAGCUGCACCAAAUAAAACUGAACAAAGAACAACAGGCAGGACUUCUUUAUUAUGAAGACCUCAAUACCCCCGUGGAGCUCUUGGAAGCCAAGGCCAUCAGCCAUUUGGUACUCCAGGUGAUUGAGCAGAUUUUGCCUGGGGCGACAGUCACUCUGACCGGAGGAUUUAGGAGAGGGAAGCCGUGUGGCCAUGAUGUGGACCUGCUCAUCACCCAUCCUUCCGAAGGUGAAGAAAUGGGACUCUUGCCCAAAGUCAUCGGUAUCCUGGAGAGGCAGGGCUUCUUGCUGUAUCACAGUUUCCACCGAAGUAGCUUGCUCUCCCUGGAAGACGACGAGCUGUGGGUUAGCGGCGGUUCGAGCACCAUGGACCACUUUGAACGCUGCCUUUCCAUCUUCCGCCUCGGGGACCCUGCUGGGAGCCCUCCAGGGGGCACUGGGGUUUGGACGCUCGGCACCUCGGUGGGGCCUGGCACCUCCAGUCCCCGGAAAGCUGUGCGGGUGGACUUGGUUGUGACUCCGUACAGCCAGUUUCCAUUUGCUUUGCUUGGCUGGACCGGCUCACGGAAUUUCGAACGAGACCUCCGCCGUUUCUCUAAGAAGGAGAAAAAGAUGACUCUCAACAGCCAUGGCCUCUAUCACCUGGAGCAGAAAACUUUCCUGCCCGCUGCCUCCGAGGAAGAGAUUUUCCAGCAUUUAGGACUGGAGUAUAUCUUGCCUGAAGAGAGAAAUGCUUGAGCCAUUGUUGUGCAAAGUGCAUUUUUUUCACCCUACGGAAUUCACAAAUGAAUGAGUAUCAGCCAGGUUACAUUUCAUAUACCUUUCACUCUUGUGUGUGUGUGUGUGUGUGUGAUCUAAUACAUAAUGUAUUUCUGGGUUGUGUCAAUGGGACUUUAGGAAAUAUAUCGCUUUUUUUCAUGCUCUG
Messenger RNA from Notechis scutatus (mainland tiger snake), 1003 nucleotides. The record is from RefSeq and is a predicted model, not a curated record. NCBI's taxonomy places the organism in Eukaryota, Metazoa, Chordata, Lepidosauria, Squamata, Elapidae.